GUCUCCCCCGAAACCCAACCCUAAAAUUCCCCUGGAACUAUAAAAUCACAGAUCGGUGCAAUACAAAAGGGUUUAUAAUCACUCUCUCUCUCUCUCGAUCUCUCGAGGGUAGAAGCUUUCUGUCUCUGAGAUUACCUGUUGAACUCCUUUGCCCACCAUGUCUGUUUCAGAAUUGGGUUGUAUUUAUGCUUCCUUGCUCCUCCAAGAUGAUGGCAUCCCCAUCACUGCCGAGAAAAUCUCUGCCAUCGUUAAGGCAGCCCAUGUUCCUGUGGACUCUUUCUGGCCUCCUCUCUUUUCCAAGCUUUUCCAGAAGAGGACUGUUGACGAUCUAAUUGCGAGCGUAGGAGCUGGUGGUGGUGGUGGUGCAGCUGUUGUAGCUGCCCCAACAGCUGGUGCUGGAGCUGCUGCUGCUGCUGCUCCCCCUCCUGCUGCUGAGGAGAAAAAGGAGGAGCCUAAGGAGGAGAGUGACGAAGACAUGGGGUUCAGCUUAUUUGACUAAUUUUUGAUACAUGCCGGAGUAUUGUUAGGAAUCUAGAAUAGCGUCUAUAGAGAUAUGUUAUCAGGGUCCAAAAUUAGGUGAAAUGCUUGGCUUGUAUGUGCUCUAGAGUUUACAUUAUCAGUGAAAAGGCGUAUGCCUUUAGAAGCAUUGGUUCUUGGGAUUGUAGUGUUUCCUUGUUAUUUUUUGCAGAUAUUGCACUUUGAACAAGUUUUGCAUAUAAUUAAGCGUCUAUGGAUGAAUGUCUUCCCUAGUAAAUGAAACUAACCUUGAUUUUUUUUUAUUCACAUUACAGUUUGCAGCUGGAAUAAUUGCUAGGAUUGCUGCUCCCUAUACAUCAUAGUGUAUGACUUGGAGUACAAGAUUUACUUAUUCUAAUAUUGCUUUUCUUUA
Messenger RNA from Amborella trichopoda, 889 nucleotides. RefSeq names its product large ribosomal subunit protein P1y. Gene Ontology annotation, cellular component: cytosolic large ribosomal subunit; ribosome. Gene Ontology annotation, biological process: cytoplasmic translation; translational elongation. The record is from RefSeq and is a predicted model, not a curated record. NCBI's taxonomy places the organism in Eukaryota, Viridiplantae, Streptophyta, Magnoliopsida, Amborellales, Amborellaceae. Gene Ontology annotation, molecular function: protein kinase activator activity; structural constituent of ribosome; ribonucleoprotein complex binding.